CACCACAGUCAACAGUAGCGAUGUCAUUUCUGCGCAGGUCAAAGCUUUUUUGCAAAAAACUGAAAACAGCCAAAAGAACAACAUUAGCCUUCACGUUCUUUCCCCGUGUGUUGCAACCAGCCUCCACCCUUUUUAUUUUUUUGUUUUUCAGCGUCACAUCCCCCUGGCCGGAGGAAUGUAGAGACAGAGUGUUUUAAAAAUAGCAUCCUCCUCUCUGACAGCGCUGCUCCGCUGGCUCCGCGGCACUGUGGUGCGAGAAGCAGGAAUGCGAAGAUGGCUGCAGACCUCGGAGAGCUGCUGGUCCCAUACAUGCCCACCAUCAGAGUGCCCAAAACAGGAGACAGGGUUUUCAAGAGCGAGUGCGCCUUUUCCUUCGACUCUCCAGAGUCAGAGGGAGGCCUGUAUGUGUGUAUGAACACAUUCCUGGGCUUUGGACGGGAACAUGUGGAGAGACAUUAUCGCAAAACAGGACAGAGCGUUUACAUGCACCUCAAACGACAUGUCAAAGAGAAAGCCACAGGAGCUGCAGGAGGCGCCAUCCCCAGACGAAGAAAUGGAAAAGUGUUUCUAGAUUUAGAGCUAAACCGUGAUUUUAACGGAGAGGACUAUGAAUAUGAAGACGAGGUCAAGCUUGUCAUUUUUCCAGACCACUUCGAGAUCGCCUUACCAAAUAUUGAGGAGUUGCCUGCUCUGGUGACCAUCGCCUGUGAUGCAGUGCUCAAUGCACCAUCAGCUUACAAGAAGCAGGAGCUUGAAUCCUGGGAUGAGGAGAUCCAGGUGUCCAGACAUGCCAGGAGCCUCAGACAACUGGAUAAUGGGGUCAGGAUCCCACCCAGUGGUUGGAAGUGUCAAAAGUGUGAGAUGAGAGAAAACCUGUGGCUGAACCUGACAGAUGGAGCAGUGCUCUGUGGGAAGUGGUUCUUUGAUGGGAGCGGAGGCAACGGCCAUGCUCUGGACCACUACAAAGAGACCAAAUACCCCCUGGCUGUCAAACUGGACACCAUCACCCCUGACGGAGCAGAUGUCUACUCAUUUGAGGAGGAAGAAGCUGUGUUGGAUCCCCACAUAUCAGAACACUUGUCACACUUUGGAAUAGACAUGCUACAGAUGCAGAAAAGAACCGAGAAUGGUCACCACACAGACAAUAACUCCCGGCCACGGGUCAGUGAAUGGGAGGUGAUCCAGGAGUCUGGCAUGAAGCUGAAAGCGGUGUUUGGCUCUGGUUACACAGGCAUCAAAAACCUGGGAAACAGCUGCUACCUCGGCACAGUGCUACAGGUCCUCUUCAGCAUCCCAGACUUUCAGAGGAUGUAUGUUGGUAAUCUUCAGAGAAUAUUUGACUAUUCACCCCUUGACCCCACCCAGGACUUCGCCACACAAAUGGCUAAACUGGGACAUGGACUGCUCUCAGGCCAGUACUCCAAACCACCCAUGAAAUCUGAGCUCAUUGAACAGGUGAUGAAAGAAGAACACAAGCACCAGCAGAAGGGCGUCUCUCCCCGGAUGUUAAAGGCCUUGGUCAGCAGGGGACACCCAGAGUUCUCCUCUAACAGACAACAAGAUGCCCACGAGUUCUUCCUGCACAUCAUAAAUGUGGUGGAGAGGAACAGUGCAGGCUCGGAGAACCCAAGUGAUGUCUUCCGCUUCCUGGUGGAGGAGCGAGUUCAGUGCUGCCAGACACGUCGGGUUCGUUAUACUCAGCGGGUGGACUACUGCAUCCAGCUGCCAGCCCCCAUUGAGGCGGCCACCAAUCGAGAGGAGCUGCUGGCAUACGAGGCCAAGCAGAGGGACGCAGAGGAGAACAUGCAGGCUCCUCCUGAGCCAGUCAGAGCACGGAUCCCCUUCACUGCCUGCCUGCAGGCCUUCACAGAGCCGGAGAAUGUCCCUGACUUCUGGAGCUCAGCGCUGCAGGCAAAGUCAGCCGGAAUCAAAACUUCCCGUUUUGCCUCCUUCCCAGAGUAUCUGGUUUUGCAGAUAAAAAAAUUCACAUUUGGGGUUGACUGGGUGCCAAAGAAACUAGACUUGGCCAUAGAUGUCCCGGACUUUCUGGAUCUGAGCCGGCUGCGGGCCACUGGGCUGCAGGCGAGUGAAGAGGAGCUGCCUGACCUUAUGCCUCCCAUUGUGCUACCUGAAGACACCAGAGAUAACUCCAUGGGCUCUAUGGACUCUCCAGAAAUAGACGAGGCAGCAGUAAUGCAGCUGGCGGAGAUGGGCUUUCCGCUGGAGGCCUGUAGGAAGGCGGUCUACUACACAGGCAACAUGGGCCCAGAGAUGGCCUUCAACUGGAUCAUUGCACACAUGGAGGAGCCUGACUUUGCAGAACCCCUCACUCUGCCCUCCAUGAUGGAUCCGGGUCCCUCCACCAGCGACAGCCCCAUGGGCGCCACCCUCUUGGGCAACUCGCCCCCCGAGGAGAGCAUCGCCAUCCUCACUUCAAUGGGCUUUCCCCGCGCCCACAGCAUCCAGGCACUUAAAGCCACGAACAACAACCUCGAACGAGCACUGGACUGGAUCUUCACCCACCCAGAGGAGGAGAGUGACGCCCUUUCAGACAUGGCCGACACGGAGCCUAACGGCAAUGCUUUGUCUAACACCAACUCACACAGCGACUCCACACUGUCCCCAGACAGAGACGCGUCGGGCCCUCGGGUCAAAGACGGACCGGGACGUUAUGAGCUCUUUGGUUUCAUCAGUCACAUGGGAACAUCCACAAUGUCUGGACAUUAUGUUUGUCACAUCAAAAAGGAGGGAAGGUGGGUGAUCUACAACGACCACAAAGUGUGUUUGUCAGAAAGGCCUCCAAAAGACUUGGGCUACAUCUACUUUUACCAUCGACUGUCUAGCAGUUAAACUGAAGUCUUCCCCCCCCCCCC
This is a messenger RNA of Etheostoma spectabile (orangethroat darter), 2873 nucleotides long. It is a transcript of the gene usp13, whose product is annotated as ubiquitin specific peptidase 13. Gene Ontology annotation, biological process: protein deubiquitination. Bases 274 to 2850 code for a protein of 858 amino acids. The record is from RefSeq and is a predicted model, not a curated record. The transcript has 21 exons. Lineage: Eukaryota; Metazoa; Chordata; Actinopteri; Perciformes; Percidae. Gene Ontology annotation, molecular function: cysteine-type deubiquitinase activity; protein binding; zinc ion binding.